Mus pahari (shrew mouse) is the source of this 1877-nucleotide messenger RNA. It is a transcript of the gene Cibar1, whose product is annotated as family with sequence similarity 92 member A. The record is from RefSeq and is a predicted model, not a curated record. Gene Ontology annotation, biological process: cilium assembly. Gene Ontology annotation, cellular component: ciliary basal body; ciliary transition zone. The coding region runs from base 78 to 1145 and encodes 355 amino acids. The transcript is spliced from 9 exons. NCBI's taxonomy places the organism in Eukaryota, Metazoa, Chordata, Mammalia, Rodentia, Muridae.
UCCUUCGCUCCCAGCGGCCUGGGAGGGCUAGAGAGCUGCAGGAGCUGAAGGAGGAUGCUUGGUGUUCCCUCUGCCCAAUGCCCUCUGGUCUCCCUUGCCCUGCUCUUGACCGCCGGGGCGCGCGCCGCGUCGCCACGGAAACGCCGGGCAGGCGGGGCGGCGCGCACUGCGCGCUCUCAGCUCCCGGUAGAAGUGGCGGCGUCUCCUGCUCCCGCGCGCCCUGGCGGCCCGGAGCCGCGCUCGUUGGGCUCCCGUCCUGGGUCCCGGGCGGCGGGAAAGGCAAGAUGUUGAGGCGCAAUCUGGAUGACCGAGAUGCUCAAACAAAACAACUGCAGGAUGCUGUCACAAAUGUGGAGAAGCAUUUUGGAGAGCUUUGCCAAAUCUUUGCUGCUUAUGUAAGGAAAACUGCCAGGCUUCGAGACAAAGCCGACCUCCUGGUGAAUGAAAUCAACCUGUAUGCCUCUACCGAGACACCAAAUUUAAAGCAGGGUCUGAAAGACUUUGCUGAUGAGUUUGCCAAACUUCAAGAUUACCGCCAGGCAGAGGUUGAAAGACUUGAAGCCAAAGUAGUUGAACCUUUGAAAGCUUAUGGGACCAUUGUAAAGAUGAAGCGAGAUGAUCUCAAAGCAACAUUAACAGCAAGGAAUCGAGAAGCCAAGCAGCUAUCCCAGUUAGAAAGGACGCGCCAGCGAAACCCAUCGGACCGGCAUGUAAUUUCACAGGCAGAAACUGAAUUACAGAGAGCCACAAUCGAUGCUACCCGCACAAGUCGUCAUUUGGAGGAAACUAUUGACAAUUUUGAAAAGCAGAAAAUAAAGGACAUAAAGAACAUAUUAUCUGAGUUUAUCACAAUUGAAAUGUUAUUUCAUGGAAAAGCUUUAGAGGUCUUCACUGCUGCCUACCAAAAUAUACAAAAAAUUGAUGAGGAUGAAGACCUAGAGGUUUUCCGAAAUUCUCUGUACCUAUCAGAUUAUCCAUCUCGUUUAGAUAUUGUAAGAGCAAAUUCAAAGUCACCUCUUCAGAGAUCAUUGUCAACUAAGUGCACAUCUGGAACUGGACAGAUAUCCACCUGCCGAACAAGGAAGGAUCAACAAGUAGAAGAUGAAGAUGAUGAGGAAUUAGAUGUUACAGAAGACGAAAACUAAUUUACAAAAAGAAUUCACAUUUCUGUUUUCAUGUCAGUUAACCUGCAAAUGUAGGAUCACUUUAUACUCACUUGACAGGUUAAACUGUAAAAUGAAAUGCUACUAUGAAACUGGGGUUGGAGGGGAAAUUAAAGGAAAUUAUGCUGAUAAAAAAUGAUUUUUUUCUGGAUUAAAUAGUCUUUCUUUCAUCAUCCUAUAUAUGGUAGUAUAUAGUUUCUCUGUAUAUGUUCUAUUAAAAAGGAUUGUAUUUCUAAGCAUUUCAGAUUUAAUGCACUAUACGUGUGUGAGACACAAAGACAAAUACCUAUUAAAGGUGGAAAAAGUAUGUAACAAAAGAUUUAAUAAUUCCUCAUACUUUCUUUUAGGAUAAAAUUCCAGGAUUUGAUUACCAGAAGAGGUCAGUUAAUAAUCCUAUGCCCUAAAGCCUUUAAGUAAAAACACUGCUUCUUUUACUUUUAUUAUAUAACCUUAUGUUUCAUCACCUGGUAUGAAAAUUUAGUGUUUUCAACUAAAACUGAACACAGUAAUGGUAUGAGAUACUGAUAACAGGUUUUAUAAGUGUACAUAUGAUUACAUUCUAAUUUUAAAAGGCCAUAUUCAACCUUUCUUCUUUCAAAACAAAACUGCUCUCACUCUACAGCUCUGCCCAUUCUACUUGUAUAAGUUAUUAAUAAUUGGGAGGCAAGUACUUUGUUAGAAACAUUGCCUUCUCUUAGAAUGUCAUUAAACACA